This is a messenger RNA of Orussus abietinus, 5746 nucleotides long. It is a transcript of the gene Shal, whose product is annotated as potassium voltage-gated channel protein Shal. Lineage: Eukaryota; Metazoa; Arthropoda; Insecta; Hymenoptera; Orussidae. The record is from RefSeq and is a predicted model, not a curated record. Gene Ontology annotation, molecular function: A-type (transient outward) potassium channel activity; protein binding. Gene Ontology annotation, cellular component: membrane; voltage-gated potassium channel complex. Gene Ontology annotation, biological process: potassium ion transmembrane transport; protein homooligomerization. The transcript is spliced from 7 exons. Bases 1 to 1848 code for a protein of 615 amino acids.
AUGGCGUCGGUGGCCGCGUGGCUGCCCUUCGCCCGGGCGGCCGCGAUCGGGUGGGUGCCGAUCGCCACCCACCCGCUGCCGCCCCCGCCGAUUCCCAAGGACCGGCGGAAGGCCGACGACGAGAAGCUCCUGAUCAACGUGAGCGGCCGCCGGUUCGAGACCUGGAGGAACACCCUCGAGAAGUACCCCGACACGCUGCUCGGCUCGAACGAGCGCGAGUUCUUCUACGACGAGGAGAGCAAGGAGUACUUCUUCGACCGCGACCCCGACAUUUUCCGGCACAUCCUCAACUACUACCGGACGGGGAAGCUGCACUACCCGAAGCACGAGUGCCUGACGAGCUACGACGAGGAGCUCGCCUUCUUCGGGAUCCUGCCCGACGUGAUCGGCGACUGCUGCUACGAGGACUACCGGGACCGGAAGCGCGAGAACGCCGAGCGGCUCAUGGACGACAAGCUCAGCGAGAACGGCGACCAGAACCUCCAGCAGCUGACCGACAUCCGGCAGAAGAUGUGGCGGGCCUUCCAGAACCCCCACAUCUCCACGGCCGCCUUGGUCUUCUACUACGUCACGGGCUUCUUCAUCGCCGUCAGCGUCCUGGCCAACGUCGUCGAGACGGUGCCCUGCGGGAACCGGCCCGGCCGAGCCGGCACCCUCUCCUGCGGGGAGCGCUACAAGAUCGUCUUCUUCUGCCUGGACACGGCCUGCGUCAUGAUCUUCACCGCCGAGUACCUCCUCAGGCUCUUCGCCGCCCCCAGCCGGUGCAAGUUCGCCCGCUCGGUCAUGUCCAUCAUCGACGUCGUCGCCAUCCUGCCCUACUACAUCGGCCUGGGCAUCACCGACAACGACGACGUCUCCGGCGCCUUCGUCACCCUCCGGGUCUUCCGGGUCUUCCGGAUCUUCAAGUUCUCCCGGCACUCCCAGGGCCUCCGCAUCCUGGGCUACACGCUCAAGUCCUGCGCCUCGGAGCUCGGCUUCCUCGUCUUCUCCCUGGCCAUGGCCAUCAUCAUCUUCGCCACCGUCAUGUUCUACGCCGAGAAGAACGUCGACGGGACCAACUUCACCUCCAUCCCCGCCGCCUUCUGGUACACCAUCGUCACCAUGACGACUCUCGGAUAUGGUGACAUGGUACCGGAAACAAUUGCCGGAAAGGUCGUGGGUGGUGUGUGCUCGUUGAGCGGAGUACUGGUAAUCGCUUUACCAGUGCCCGUUAUCGUCAGCAACUUCAGUCGGAUUUAUCAUCAAAAUCAACGGGCGGAUAAGAGGAAAGCGCAGAGGAAAGCAAGGCUGGCUCGCAUCAGGAUCGCAAAGGCGUCGAGUGGUGCGGCUUUCGUCAGCAAGAAGAAGGCCGCCGAGGCGAGAUUGGCGGCUCAGGAAACUGGACUUCAGCUCGACGAGAACUACAAGGAGGAGGACAUCUUCGAGCUGCAGCACCAUCAUCUUCUCCGGUGUCUGGAGAAGACGACGGACCGAGAGUUCGUGGAGAUGGAGGUGCCCUACAACGGAGCUCCGAAGAGGCCCGGGUCGCCGUCGCCGUUGACGUCGCCGGCCCACAGCACCGCCUCGAGGGGUGGUCUGCUGCACUCCUGUUGCGGCCGGUGUUACCCCCAGCGAUACCAGAGCUUGUCCUACCAGCUGACCUCGCACGAGAAUAAGGACAGAGUGGUGCUCGUAUACGGCGACCGUAUACAAGUAAGGAAAAAGGACCUAACGAAGCGCGGUUCCCACACCUGCGAUAUGCAGGCCCUACAGCCACUUCCGGUCCCCACCACCACCACCACAACCACCACCACGCCUGCCAUGACUUCCGGUGGCCAGCCACCGCUUCCGGUUCCGGAGACCGCUUGAGCCGAAUCUGUCCACCAAUCCAACACUGACCACCCACCGUCUCCUCUUCUUCUACUCGUUCGAAAAGGCGCCAAGGCCGAAAGCCCUUACCAAUGGAGCGACGUCGAGAGAAAUGCAAGGAAUUCCGUUCGUUGCAGUAAAAACGAGUGAGAAGGCACCCAGUGCCAAGAAAGGAAUCGCCCGAGGGUGCUAACUCGUCUCCUGGGAGAUUUCCCUGGGUCCAGGGCGACCGGAAGAGGAGACUAGGGACCCUAGGCCGGAAGACAGGAGAACACCCGAAGACGCAGGUGCGGAGGACAUCCUCGAGAGCUCUUCGAGAUACGCCUCGGUUCGAGGAGUCGUUUCCUUAAGGAGGAUUUUGGGAAGGAUGCAGUUAGCUCGAAGUUACUAUCGUUAGCCUGCCUUUUAGUACGCAGCGACUUAAGUUCCCUCUUGGCGAGCAACGUGACGACCAUCACCGUCUCGAGUUUUGUCCACAUUAAGGGUGAAUUUGAGGGAGAUCGAAGAAAAGCCGUCCAGUCGUCGAAAACACUGACGUAAAACCCGCUGCAUGGUCCCAAGUAUCGUGAACCUCCCUGAGGAUUACGCGACACGAAGUAAUGCUUCUUAUCAGGAGGGAAAACGGAGUUAAACGGUUCACAAUCGACUGCCGCGAAUGCGUAACACUUUAAACGGUCGUACACCUCCUUGGCGGGGAACGACCGGAACUACGUGAAUUAUCAAGAAAUAAAUUUAAUUAACGCGCAGUGACGUUACGAGCUACAUAGACGACCCAUACGCACGCUACGCGUUCUCCUGCCAUAGCUCGGGUCGACUUGGAUUAUUUUCUCUGCGGACCUUUUCGAUCUUUUAAGCAAAAAAAAAAACGAGACCCCCGGAAUUAUUGCGAUCGAAAGUGCCGAUCAAUCCCGAGCUUCUUAUUCCAAGGAAAGCUUCAUUUUCCGCGUAAUGAAUGUGGUGGAAGUGCGCUUAGAGAACGUAACGAGCUGCGCUGUAAAUGCAUUUUCACGAAAUUCAUCGACUCCAUUUGUCACGUUGCAAUCGAUUUGCUCGGUACGUUCCUUACGUUUGCAUAGACGAGAACGCAAUGCCAUAGGUGAGAUUACACGGACAUUGAAUUUCCUAUCGAUUUCACCCUCCUCGGCGAUAGCGUCGUCCGCGUCACUCGUUGCGGGGGGCGCUUAAGUAAGUUUAUAAAUAUAUUAAAUAUAUAUAUAAAUAUAUACAUACAUCAAUAUUUAAUUUAAGUAAGAUGCCCUCGUUCUUUCAAUACUUCGCGAUCGGCUCGAGCGCCCCGUCGAGCGAUCGCGAGAUCAAUCGAGCGCGUUCGAUCGCGCACCAUUCUGAUCCCCGAGAUCUGUCCAUGCGUUAGAUCGAGCGUGCGAACCUUGUAAAUAGACAAAGAGAGAAUGCGUAGAUGCGUGUGUCGUGUGCGCGAGAUGGAAAAAGGAUCCGGAGAGAUUGAAACGGCUCGGCGAAACGUUCGGGCAGGGAACCUCAAGCCCGGGACGCAACGUCUUAAUAUUAAGCAAACCCUGGAUUUACCGGAGAGACUUUCGCGGCAGUAGCGACCCUUCAAAUGUAUGCUCGGAUUGUGUGCCAACCGCUCAAGAGUUGGCUGAAAUAAUUAGACGUUGCUUUCCCAGACUUUGCGUACGAAAUGGACCGCCGACCUCGGCGGUCUUUCGGCUGACUCGCUCUACUGGGGUCCUGGUACACGUCGAGUCCGAUUGCCUCCACCUUUCUCUCUCCUGUUUGAUCAGUGGUGGGACAAAAUCGAGAAAGUGGAGGUGCGAGUCGGUGAAUGAGAAAAACUACCGAUAGAUAGUUAAGACUACCGUGAAGAUCAAUCGACCGAUCGGCUAAGUGGAAGCUUCGGAAUUUUCAACAUUGAACAUUAAAAGUGUGGAUAAUUCCUGGGGUGCGAGGAACCGGGUAGAACGUCUUUACCAGUGGAAAUGUUUAUUGCGGACGGUCCCAAAGAUUGGGGGAAAAAAAAAGAACUUGUACUAUUUUUUCCCUCCGUGCAGUCCCGACGGUAAAUAUCGGAACGUAGCUCCGACGUAGUAAUUUAUCAGAACACGGAUUGCAAAGGCAGGACGCGGACGUCGCGACGUUGAUUUUGUGCCCCGUGUCCAACCUGUUGCGUUUCGCGGGAGAUUUAGGCUCCGAAUAGGAUUCCGGACACCCGGAAUUCAGGAAUUUCGGAAUUUCAACGGCUAGCUCCGAGAUGGUGUCCUAGGAAUCUGUCGCCUUCCUACCGGAAUUCCUUCGAUUCUUGGCGAUCGACGAGGCUCGAGCGAUCACCGUCACGUGACGUUAAUUUCUACCCAAAUCUGACCGCUCAUGGGCAUCGGGGAAUUACUUUUUUCAAACCGGGUUAAAUUCUCAAUAAAAUCUCUCGGAUAAUAAAACGGGCAUUUCGUUGUUGUCUAUGAACGUUCCUUCGUUGCCCUGGAUCUUCAGAAGUCGAUUCCGGCAACUCGGAUGUCUAUUAAUAAAUGUGCGUUUAAUCACCCAUUCUAUUAGUUUAAGAGAUUACGCUUUCCCUCAUUUUUAUGAACAUUUUCAGUUAAGCUUUAAGAGUCUAAACUUGUACGCCGUAUGACUGGUAGUUUUGAAAGGUCGAACGUUUCCUCGGUGAAUGGUUUACCUCGUAGGGGAUAUAUUUUUAACGGAUGUUUGUUACUUUAUUUUUAGUUCAGUUCACCUCUUGCAAAAACCGUUCACACACUUCUUAUUCUACGUCGUGUUCCUUUUGAAUGUACGCGGAAAUUCAAGAAAUUCUAACCAUGUUUCCAAGUGCUUUGAAAGUGUAUGUCUUCUAAAAUAAAGUGAAGUGUGCACCUUAAAUUUUAAUGUUUCCUCUGACAUCUCUAAUAUUGACAUUAACAAAUAUUAAAUACAUUUCCAAUUUGCUUCUCUCUUUUGACCCCAUUUCAACUGAAUUUCGAUGGACCAUCUUUCUAAUUAUUUACAAACGCGUCAUCAAUUUACAUUCAUCAUUUAACUGGAAAUUACUUUUAUUGAUUUAUUUAACAGAAGGUUAAUUACUCUAAAAAAAAAAAAUGUUCGAGUUUCACGGGAUGAAUUCUAAUCUGCUACCUUUUACAGCGUGACUGGAAAAUCGUGACAAAUACUUCUUUCUCAUAUUUGUAUAAAAGGAAAAGAAAGAACCUAAGCCCGAGUUACUUACUUAAGGUUUACGAACGCGCCAGCUAAAAGCGAAAACAAAAAUAGAAAAAGUGAAUAGAAUGAAAAAUCGAUAAAAAAAAAAAGGGAGUCGAUUCGGUGUUAAAUCGAAAUAAAUUGAUGCUAUUUAAUCAAUCCGUAAUCCAGUCUGUGAAAUCGAUGUCGUUACAGUAGUCGACGAGUAGAAAGCCUCGUCGAGGAUAGCUAGAGAAUUUUGAAAAUUGCAAAGAAAAUAUUCGUGUCCUCGAGCCUCACACGAAAUGAGAAAAUGUGCGCAACUGUAAGACAAAGUCUUUCAAUUCUACUACCGCCAUACUGCCAUUCUUUCUCGCAUGUGCAAUAUAAGUGUUUUAGCUGAUACGGAAGAAUAACUAAGGCACGAUAAGAAGAAGAAAAAAAAUCGAAACAGAGGAAUUAUUCAAUCGACACUACCUUCGGAAACUCAACUACUCCUGAAUUAAAGCAAACGACUGAUAAGGGUUGAAUUAAGAAUUUCUUAAACCGUUGAAAUAACUUUUUAAUCGUUAUCAAGCUCGGUCGUAGCACGAUCGUCGCUAAUUAACGCAAUUUAAUAUCGACUUUUUUACAGUGUACCAAAAACGGUGCAAUUUCAAACGGUACACCUUAAAGUGGUUACACAUCAUUCUAUAGGAUGUAAAGAGGGGCAUUGGACAGAGUUGUUGAAAUCGCCACAUUGAAUGCCAAG